This is a messenger RNA of Carlito syrichta (Philippine tarsier), 743 nucleotides long. It is a transcript of the gene THEM6, whose product is annotated as thioesterase superfamily member 6. The transcript has 2 exons. The coding region runs from base 57 to 683 and encodes 208 amino acids. The record is from RefSeq and is a predicted model, not a curated record. NCBI's taxonomy places the organism in Eukaryota, Metazoa, Chordata, Mammalia, Primates, Tarsiidae.
GGCCGGCACCAGCAAAGGGGGUAUCGCCGCACCCCGCGCCCGCCGCCGCCGUCGUAAUGCUGGUGCUGCUGGUGGCGGUGCUGGCCCUGGCGCUUGCCUUCUUCGCGCUGUCGGACGGCUGGUACCUGGUGCGUGUGCCGUGCGCCGUGCUGCGCGCGCGCCUGCUGCAGCCGCGCGUCCGCGACCUGCUGGCCCAGCAGUGCUUCCGGAGCCGCGUGCUACCCUCGGACUUGGACCUGCUGCUGCACAUGAACAACGCGCGCUACUUGCGCGAAGCCGACGUGGCACGCUGUGCGCACCUGACUCGCUGCGGGGUGCUCGGGGCGCUGCAAGAAUUGGGGGCGCACACCGUGCUAGCCGCCUCGUGCGCGCGCUAUCGCCGCUCCCUGCGCCUGCUGGAGCCCUUUGAGAUGCGCACCCGCCUACUGGGCUGGGACGACCGCGCCUUCUAUCUGGAGGCGCGCUUUGUCAGCCUGCGCGACGGCUUCGUGUGCGCGCUCCUGCGCUUCCGACAGCACGUGCUGGGCGCUUUGCCCGAGCGCGUUGUGCAGCACCUGUGCAAGCGCAGGGUGGAACCCCCGGAGCUACCAGAAGACCUGCAGCACUGGAUCGCCUAUAACGAGGCUAGCAGCCAGCUGCUUCGUGCUGAGAGUGGGCUCAGUGAUGCUACCAAAGACCAGUGACCGCCAUCUCCACACCCUGCCCAUCCUGGCCACCAACAUCAGCCUAGGGGCACUGCCCAC